AUGGCAAAAAAUAAACUAGCCUGUUUAUUAAUAAUUGCUUCCAUAACGCAGUUAGCAAUGGCAGCGAUCGCGAGCAGCCGACAAAAUCAAAUGGCAUCCAUACUCCGAAACAUUCUAUCACCGACCAGCGCUAAUAAAGCGAUGGAAAUGCUACAAAUAGCCGCUAUUGGAAAGCCAGAAAUAGCCGUGCCAAAGGCAAUACAACAGUUGCCAAUGAGAUCACUAGCUGACUUAAAACUACAACCCCGUCCAAUUAUCGGUCAGCAAAUUAUAGAAGUACCAGCGAUACAAGAAAUAGCAGUGCCAAUGCCAAUGGCGCCGUGUGUUUCGCCAGUACCCGAAGUUUUUUCUGUACCCUGUUCGCAACCUGUAGUUCCAAAUAAAGUAUACCCUUAUCCGUACUCUGCCCCUUGUGCAUACCCAGCUCCGGCGCCAAUUGUUAAUCCGUUCUUGCCAGCGGCGUCGCCUGUUUCAGCAAUGGCACCGCCAACCUCGAAUAUGUUACCGCCAGUUAACCCUACGCAAGUACGGAGUCAUUUCUUAAGGAAAAUACCUAUUCCACCGCCAUCGUUGUAG
Achroia grisella is the source of this 576-nucleotide messenger RNA. RefSeq lists its product as uncharacterized. Lineage: Eukaryota; Metazoa; Arthropoda; Insecta; Lepidoptera; Pyralidae. The coding region runs from base 1 to 576 and encodes 191 amino acids. The record is from RefSeq and is a predicted model, not a curated record. The transcript has a single exon.